AUGUCCAGGCAUAACAUGUUUUGCAUGAUAAGGCUCCGCGAAGAACUGGAAGCACUAGGAUAUCAUGACAAAGAUACUCUUUUCGGAGCUCCUUACGAUCUACGGCGUGCUCCACCAACCUCGGGCCAGCCAUCUCAGGUGUACUCCGACUACUAUGCUCGUGUCAAGGAUCUGGUGCACCACGCAAGUGAGAAGAAUGGGAACAAGCCGGUCAUCCUCAUUGGUCAUAGCUUCGGCAGCAGGGUCAUCCUCGAUUUCCUCAACUCAACUUCCCUGUCAUGGAGGCAAAAGCUCAUCAAGCAUAUGAUUGUCAUCUCACCCACGCCUUCUACAGGCUUCACCCAGGUGGUCACGAACCUUGCAUCCGGACCCGCCGAUGUUAUUGCUGUUCCAGCCGUUCCAUCGCUUGCUUUGCGGCAAAUGUGGAGGGCCUUCGAGAGUUCCCUUCUGUCCCUGCCAUCUCCUGCUGUUUUUGGUCACAAGCCGCUCGUGAUCACCAAAAACAGGAACUACUCAGCAUACGACUACCCGCAUUUUCUUGCAGCACUCGGUUUCAGCACCGACGAAGUUGUGCCCUUCACGAAACGGGUGCUUCCGACAAUGCUGAGGGUUGAUGCGCCAAUGGUACCAACAACAUACCUCAAUGGAGCCGGCGUACAAACGAUGGAACAUGUGAUGUAUUGGGAAGGUAACUUUGACGUUGCCCCAGUGAUCGUGCAUGGCGACCGAGAUGGGUGCAUCAAUUUGGUUAGCGUGUUGUCGUUCGCCAAGGAACUGCAUAGGCAGCAGCGGCAGAAUAACAUACACUUCAAGUUCGUCAAGAUUGAUCAUGCCACACACUAUGAUAUUGCUAGUCGAGAGCAUUCACUUAGAAUAAUUAUGAAUGAAGUUCUCGAAGCAAAUUGCUCAAGAGUCAAGGAUGUAGCAAUUCCCAAAGAAGCAGGAGCACCGGAGCUGCUGAGCAGAGCAGAGCAGGCGAGCUGGAAAGCGUUCCUCCGGGGCAAAGGUGCCCUGGACGGCUAG
This is a messenger RNA of Triticum aestivum (bread wheat), 1023 nucleotides long. Its product is annotated as lecithin-cholesterol acyltransferase-like 1. Gene Ontology annotation, biological process: lipid metabolic process. The transcript has 3 exons. The record is from RefSeq and is a predicted model, not a curated record. The coding region runs from base 1 to 1023 and encodes 340 amino acids. NCBI's taxonomy places the organism in Eukaryota, Viridiplantae, Streptophyta, Magnoliopsida, Poales, Poaceae.